Zea mays is the source of this 2519-nucleotide messenger RNA. RefSeq lists its product as uncharacterized. Gene Ontology annotation, molecular function: carbohydrate binding; protein kinase activity; ATP binding. Lineage: Eukaryota; Viridiplantae; Streptophyta; Magnoliopsida; Poales; Poaceae. Bases 42 to 2093 code for a protein of 683 amino acids. The transcript has a single exon. Gene Ontology annotation, biological process: protein phosphorylation. The record is from RefSeq and is marked provisional.
UGUUAGUGUCCCUGUGAGUGACGUGGAAACUGUGCAUCGCCAUGUCUGCUAGUAGUAAGCGUUUUCUGCCGGUAGUGGUGGUUGCGGCAAUGGUUGCCGCCGCCAGUGGCGCCGUGGAGUUCGCCUACAACGGCUUCGGCGGCGCGGGCUUGUCGCUCGACGGUACGGCCACCGUCACGCCGGCCGGUCUGCUCCAGCUCACCAACGACACCAACAUGUCCAAGGGCCACGCGUUCCACCCGGAUCCAGUCAAGUUCCACCGGCCGAUGCUGUCGUCCUUCUCCACGACGUUCGUGUUCGCCAUCGUGUCGGAGUUCCUCGACCUGAGCACCAGCGGGUUCGCGUUCCUGGUGGCGCCGACCACGGACCUGUCCACGGCGAUGCCGCAGCAGUACCUGGGCAUGUUCAACGGCACCGACAACGGCGACGCCCGCAACCACGUCUUCGCCGUCGAGUUGGACACCGUGCGGAACCCGGAGUUCGCCGACAUCAACAACAACCACGUCGGCGUCGACGUCAACAGCCUCAACUCCACCGUGGCCGCCCCGGCGGGGUACUUUGACGACGGCGGCGGCGGCGCGUUCCAUAACCUGAGCCUCAUAAGCAGGGAACCCAUGCAGGUCUGGGUGGACUACGACGCUGCCACGACGGAGGUCACCGUGGCCAUGGCCCCGGCGCGCCAGCCCAGGCCCCGGAGACCGCUCAUCUCGACCAGGAACAUCAACCUCUCCACGGUCAUCACGGACACAGCGUACGUCGGCUUCUCGUCCGCGUCCAGCAUCGUGCUGGUGAAGCACUACGUGCUCGGAUGGAGCUUCGCGCUCGACGGCGCCGCUCCGGCUCUCGACUACGACAAGCUGCCGAAGCUGCCUCGCAUCGGCCCAAAGCCCCGGUCCAAGGCGCUGACUGUCGCGCUGCCGAUAGCCACCACGGUAUCCGUCCUCGCGGCGGUCGCCCUCGGGUUCGUGCUCCUCCGACGGCGGCGCAGGUACGCCGAGCUGCGCGAAGAUUGGGAGGUGGAGUUCGGGCCACACCGGUUCGCGUACAAGGACCUGUACGACGGCACCGGCGGCUUCAGGGACAAGAGGCUGCUCGGAGCAGGCGGGUUUGGCAGGGUGUACAAAGGCGUGCUCCCGGGUUCCGGGACCUAUGUCGCCGUGAAGAAGGUGUCGCACGAAUCAAGGCAAGGGAUGAAGGAGUUCGUCGCCGAGGUCGCCAGCAUUGGCCGUCUCCGGCACCGCAACCUCGUGCCGCUGCUCGGCUACUGCCGGCGCGAAGGGGAGCUCUUGCUGGUGUACGACUACAUGCUAAACGGCAGCCUGGACAAGCACCUCCACUGCCAUGGCGACAAGCCCGUCCUGGCUUGGGCUCAGAGGGUGCACAUCGUCAGAGGUGUCGCGGCCGGGCUACUCUACAUGCACGAGGACUGGGAGAAGGUGGUUAUACACCGAGACAUCAAAGCAAGCAACGUGCUCGUCGACGGCGAGAUGAACGGGCGGCUGGGUGACUUUGGCCUCGCGAGACUGUACGACCACGGCACAGACCCGCAGACCACGCAUGUGGUCGGCACCAUGGGGUACCUGGCCCCGGAGCUGGUGCGCACUGGCAAGGCAACCACUCUCUCCGACGUGUUCGCCUUCGGUUCGUUCUUGCUGGAGGUUGCCUGCGGGCGGAGGCCCAUCGAGGAAGAGGAAGAUGACUCCGCCGCCACCGUUGGGGUUGGAAUUGGAGACCGAUUCGUGCUCGUGGACUGGGUGCUCGGGCACUGGCGCAAGGGCUCCAUAGCCGGCGCGGUGGACGCUAGGCUUGGCCUGGAGUACGACGUCGCGGAGGCGGAUCUGGUGCUGCGGCUGGGGCUGGCGUGCCUGCACCCGUCGCCCGCGGCGCGGCCGACCAUGCGGCAGGUCACGCAGUACCUCGACGGCAGCGCGCCCUUGCCAGAGCUGCCCCCGUCGUACCUGACGCUAGACAUGUCGGCCGGCAUGGAGAGGAACCAGUCUCUCUUCAACUCCUGGUUCGUCUGGCGUCCGUCCUCGAGGGCGACGACGAGUGUCGCCACCAUGUCUGACGUCGCGCUCUCUGGCGGCAGAUGACAGGCGGCCAGGUACGCGCCCGUCCGUUGGAGGCUGCUAUGCUAAUUGUCAUGUCCCACUAGAUCUGAUGGCAAAAUUUUGAUCAUUAGAUAAUCUUAUUGAGUAGUAUACACAAUUUUGAUCACAAAAUUGUGGUGUUCAAUGAGGAGAAAGAACCGUAGGGCGUGUUCGGCUGGCUACAAGCCGACACUGUUGCAGCUGUUUGGACUGCUGCAGCUGCAAUCCAUAGAGAGAAAAAUACUGUAGAAGCCGCAGCCGCAGCCGGAUUGCAGCCGCAGCAAGCCGCAGCGAACAAGCUGGUAAUCUUUAGUGCCACUCGUGAGAAAGGGAGAGAAAAAGUUUUAAAGAUUCCAACAAUGGCUGCAGCCGAACAUAUGCACUUCAACGAUUCCAACAAAAUUAAUGGCUAAUGUGAAGUUUCUAUGU